Molecule: messenger RNA, 305 nt
Organism: Lagopus muta (rock ptarmigan)
Lineage: Eukaryota; Metazoa; Chordata; Aves; Galliformes; Phasianidae
Gene: SMIM36
Product: small integral membrane protein 36
Exons: 1
Coding region: 1-285 (94 amino acids)
Source: RefSeq, a predicted model, not a curated record
AUGGAGUUUUAUUUGGAGAUUGACCCUGUUACCUUGAAUCUCAUCAUUCUGGUAGCUAGCUACGUGAUUUUGCUCCUGGUUUUCCUGAUCUCCUGUGUGCUCUACGACUGCAGGGGAAAGGAUCCCAGCAAGGAGUAUGCUCCCGAGGUCCCGGCCAGCAGCCAGCCCCCCAUCCGGCUGGUGGUGAUGCAGCAGGGCACCCCGGGCACCCGCUGGGCAAAGGGGCUCGUCUCUGCCUACGAAACCUCCCCCGACCUGCAGGGGAAAAGGACUACUGUGGUGUGAGGGCCUCGUGCUCUGCCGAC